Messenger RNA from Cotesia congregata, 504 nucleotides. The record is from the annotation of a GenBank genome assembly. Lineage: Eukaryota; Metazoa; Arthropoda; Insecta; Hymenoptera; Braconidae.
GCCUUUCAAGAAUUUACUAUUACUGAAGGUUCUGGUUUUCUAAAAAAAAUGCGUUCGAUAUUCAUAUCACCAUUUCACGGGAUUUUUCCUGGAACAUUGUGGUGCGGGGCUGGUUCUGCGGCCGACAGUGACGAAGAUUUGGGUCUAUUUCAAGAUACUGAUACUUGCUGCCGAGAACACGAUCACUGUCCUCUAAAUCUAGCUCCCGGUCAAACAUUUUUUAUUGGCGUUUCUCUACCUUUAUAUAACGAUGCAUCAACCACUGCCUCACAUUGCGACUGCGAGGAAAGAUUUUAUAAUUGUUUAAAAAGCUCGUCAAAUUUGAUAUCAUAUAAAAUAGGUAAAAAUUACUUCAAUAUUCUAGCGAUGCCUUGCUUUACAUAUGACUAUCCGAUCGAAAGAUGCGUCCAAUAUGAAGGUUUUAUCAAAGAAAAAUGCGUCGAGUAUGAAGUUGAUGUUUCGGCACCUCGAACGUGGCAGUGGAGAGAUAGUAGAAGUUAUUGA